AUGGCCCACGAAUUUAACCCUAAACUAUUGGAAGAAAUCGCUGAAAACCAUGGCACACCCACUUGGAUUUAUUCAGCCGAGAAAAUCCGGGAAAAGAUUGCGCAGCUGAAGCGGUUUGACGUCAUCAGAUUCGCGCAGAAAGCCUCAUCAAACUUGAACAUUUUGAAGUUGAUGAAGAAUGCUGGAGUCUUUGUGGAUGCCGUGUCGUUUGGGGAAUUUAAGAGGUCGCUCAAGGUUGGCUACGAGCCAAAAACAAAGCCCGGCCAAGCUGAAGAAGUCGUCUACACGGCAGAUCUCGUAGAUUUGGAUACCUUGAAAUUUUUGAAGGACCAUGAAGCUACCAUUAAUGCGGGUUCUCUUGACAUGCUGCGCCGAAUCGGGCAGAAUUCACCCGGAAAUCGCGUCUGGGUUCGCAUUAAUCCGGGUUUUGGCCAUGGACACAGCCAAAAAACCAACACUGGCGGCCCGCAGAGCAAGCACGGCAUUUGGGUCACGGAUUUUCCGGAAGUUCUGAAUAUCGCCGCGGAAUUCGGGCUAAAACUCGUUGGAAUCCAUAUGCACAUCGGCUCUGGGGUCGACUAUUCGCACUUGAAAGAGUCUAUU
Mesorhabditis spiculigera is the source of this 603-nucleotide messenger RNA. Lineage: Eukaryota; Metazoa; Nematoda; Chromadorea; Rhabditida; Rhabditidae. The record is from the annotation of a GenBank genome assembly.